UACAUGCUGAACCUCGCCACUGCCGAUGUCCUGCUUGUUAGCGUCUUGCCUUUUUAUAUUGUCUAUCGAUUCCUGGGAUCUAACUGGAUCUUCGGAGAAGGAAUGUGUCGCUUUGUCACGGCAGCAUUUUACUGUAACAUGUACUGCUCCGUCCUGCUCAUGACAAGUAUCAGCGUGGACCGUUUCCUGGCCGUAGUCUACCCGGUGCGGUCUCUCCCCUGGCGCACAGUGACCCGAGCCUGGCUGGUGUGUGGUGUCAUCUGGGUCAUCUCAUUGGCCAGCACUGUGCCUCUUCUCAUAAAAGAACAAACCAGGUUAUUUCCUAUGCUGGAUAAC
Molecule: messenger RNA, 336 nt
Organism: Staurois parvus
Lineage: Eukaryota; Metazoa; Chordata; Amphibia; Anura; Ranidae
Source: the annotation of a GenBank genome assembly